Messenger RNA from Durio zibethinus, 2349 nucleotides. RefSeq lists its product as uncharacterized. The record is from RefSeq and is a predicted model, not a curated record. Lineage: Eukaryota; Viridiplantae; Streptophyta; Magnoliopsida; Malvales; Malvaceae. Gene Ontology annotation, molecular function: RNA binding.
ACCCAACAAUAAUUUUUUCUCUUUCUUAUAUAUUCUCCCAACCUCACGCUCUCUCUCAAUUCCUCUAGGGUUUCUUUCUCUUUCUCUCUAACACAAGCACACAAUGGCAGAUGAACCACAGUACUCUUCAGGUCCCGACGCCGGCAGCAACAAGCGCAAAUACGAUGACCAGACACCGCCUUCUUCCGGUGGCAGGAGGGCGACAGGGUUUUCCUCCAUCCCAGAUUCGGUUCAUCCUUCCUACAACAGCGUUCCACCACCGCUUGACGGCAUCGAGAUGGCCAAGCAGCGAGCUCAGGAGAUUGCUGCUCGCCUUACUCUCUCUGCUGCCUCCGCUGGCGCUGAGACCAAGCGCCCUCGCGUCGAAAACGGCUCUGGCGGUGGUUUUGAUAACGACAAGGGAUUCAGCUCUGCUCCUUCUGUUUUAGUGAAUACAGAUAUAAAGCCUAUGUCAAACUCUGCUCCUUCAGCUAUACCGGUUUCUUAUGGUAGCUACCAUGGUACGAGCAAAAAGAUUGACGUUCCACAAAUCAGGGUUGGUGUUAUAAUUGGGAAAGCUGGAGAAACCAUUAAAUAUCUUCAACUACAAUCUGGGGCAAAGAUUCAAGUCCAACGAGAUAUGGAUGCAGAUCCUAAUUCCGUGACUAGGCCUGUAGAGCUCACAGGCACUGCUGAACAAAUAGCUAAGGCAGAGCAGUUGAUAAAUGAUGUUCUUGCUGAGGCUGAAGCAGGAGGUUCUGGCAUAGUUUCUCGAAGAUUGACAGGACAUGCUGGAAGUGAACAUUUUGAAAUGAAAAUUCCAAAUAACAAGGUUGGUCUGGUGAUUGGUAAAGGUGGUGAAACAAUUAAAAAUAUGCAAGCUAGAACUGGAGCACGUAUUCAGGUGAUACCAUUGCACUUGCCCCCAGGUGAUACAUCGACAGAAAGGACAUUACACAUAGAUGGGUCAAGUGAACAGAUUAAAAAUGCAAGAGAAUUGGUUGAUGAGGUCAUAAGUGAGAAUCGUAUGAGAAAUCCAGCAAUGGCUGGAGGCUAUCCACAGCAAGGUUAUCAAGCACGACCACCUACAAGCUGGGGCCAAGGGCCUCCUCCAAUGCAGCAACCUGGUUAUGGUUAUAUGCAGCCUGGGGCAUAUCCUGGCCCAUCACCACAGUAUAACAUGUCUCAGCCACCAUAUGGGGGCUAUCCUUCCCAACCAUCAUCUGGUGGAUAUGCUUCUGGUUGGGACCAGUCAGCUGUACCACCAAACCAGCAAAGCUCUGCUGCAAGUGGUUAUGAUUACUAUAACCAACAGUCUUCACAGCCGCAGCAAACACCUGGUGGUUCAACAGCUCCAGCUGAUAACAGUGGUUAUAAUUACAGUCAACCUCCAGCUUCUAGCUAUAUGCAACCAGGACAAGGUUAUGCUCAGGAUGGCUAUGGUGGAUACCAUGCACCUCCACAAUCAGGUUAUGGGCAGCAAUCAUCAUAUGAUCAGCAACAAGGUUACGGUUCUGCACCGAGCUAUGGUAAUGCAAUGAACCCAACUCAAGAGGGUCACACACCCUCCUAUGCUGGUCAAGGGGAUUCAGGUCAAGCACCUACAUCUACCCAACCACCUGCGAUGGGCCAGCAAGGGUACAAUACAAGCCAGCAGCCUAGCCCAAAUCCUGUAAGUUAUCCACCUCAAGGAGGUACUCAACCUAGCUAUGGAAUUCCUCCAACUUCCCAGACUGGCUAUGGGCCUGGAUAUGGACCACCACCGGUGCAGAAACCUUUGGCCAAUCCCCCUGUCUAUGGGCAGACACAGCAGUCGCCCACCACUCCAGGUAGCUAUGGCCAGCCAGGAUAUCAUUCACAGCCACCAUCAUCUGGUUAUGGUCAACCAGAAACAGGUUCACAACGUGCUCAAUCAUCUAGUUAUGGUGCCACAUCUGCUCAGCCAGGAUAUGGUCCCCCACCCUAUGGAGCACCUUAUAACACUUCUUAUGGUGGUAGUUACUCACAGGCUCCAGCAUAUCCUGCUGACAGCAAUGCAAGUGGGAGCGCACGUGGGACUUAUGAGGCAACACCAGCUUCUCAAACUGCUCAACAAGGUGGAGUUGCCAAGGCAUCGCCCCAAAGUUGAUUUGGGGUGAGUUUGUUGAAGACAAUUUAUAUUUUGGUAAUUGAUGCAGAUGGCUUAUUGUAUUCCAGUUAUAGGUGAAGUUAGUUUUUGCAGUGUUUUUAAGACACUGCUAGUAGUGUUUCACUUCGAAUAUUUUGAUGCUGCAAAUGGUUUUGGAUAGUUUAUUUGUCUCCCUUUAUGCUUUUGGUGUAAACCGAGUACUAUGCCUGCUUGUUUCUAAGUAGUGAUUUUAUUCUGAUAUU